Messenger RNA from Closterium sp. Yama58-4, 1719 nucleotides. NCBI's taxonomy places the organism in Eukaryota, Viridiplantae, Streptophyta, Zygnematophyceae, Desmidiales, Closteriaceae. The record is from the annotation of a GenBank genome assembly.
AUGGUGCAGCGACCUGGGCUACAACCUGCUGUACGGCCGCCUCUCCACCUUUGUCUCCAACAUCACGCCACUUGCAGCCAUCGUCACCCUGUGCGUCCUCAUCCCCCUCUCCUCCUACUCCCACCCUCCGCUCACAUGCCUGCUACCCUCCGCUCACAUGCCUGCUACCCUCCGCUCACAUGCCUGCUACCCUCCGCUCACAUGCCUGCUACCCUCCGCUCACAUGCCUGCUACCCUCCGCUCACAUGCCUGCUACCCUCCUAUCACAUGCCCGCUGCCCUCCUCUCAUGUGCCUGCCUCUCUCAGUUUCCUUGUGCAGUCCCCUCACUAUCUCUCUGCGCCUCUCCAACCCUCCUUGCCUUGGCCCAUCAUGACACACCUCCGUCUCCCCUUGUUUGUGCGCAUGCGCCCCUCUCUGCAUGUGUGCGCCCCUCUCUGCAUGUGUGCGCCCCUCUCUGCAUGUGUGCGCCCCUCUCUGCAUGUGUGCGCCCCUCUCUGCAUGUGUGCGCCCUUCUCUGCAUGUGUGCGCCCCUCUCUGCAUGUGUGCGCCCCUCUCUGCAUGUGUGCGGUGCGCCCCUCUCUGCAUGCGUGCGGUGCGCCCCUCUCCCGUCUGGCAGGAACCUCAACUUCAACUACUUGUAUGACAGCGUGCCCUCCACGCUCCUCAACAUGGCCGCCCUCACAGAAAUGUCAGUUUCGCGCAACCCCACUCGCAACAUCUAUUCUAGGGGCUUACCAGGGCUGUCAGUCACGUGCUGUGGGUGGUGCUGCUUCGUGGCUGUGAGGGAUGGCGAAUGCAUGGCUGCCUCCUCAUUGAAGCGCCCUUGCUCUUGCUGCACAGACAUACGUGAGUGGAAUGGUGCAUUGGUGCGGUGGACGCUGCAGCUGCCCACACCCACAUGCGCCCUCGUCGCUCAGCGCACCGCGGGCUGCAACAUCUGCGCCACCACCAACGCCGUGCCACCCCUGUGCGGCGGUGCAGCGUGCGUGCUGAACGCCACGGCGCCGCUGGCAGCGGGGACGGUGAACAGCCUCACGGCCACCAUGCAGCCCUUCUACUGCGGCCCCGCCACCAUCGACGCCACCGCUGCGCAAGCGCUGCUGGUGCUGAGGGCUGCCCUGGGGGUGACGCAGAGCAGCUGGCUGGUGGACUCGCCGUGCGUCGUGGCAGGCAACCCGCCCAUGCCUGGCACCUGGGCGGGCGUCGCCUGUGAUACCACAGGCCAAGUCGUCUCCUUGCACCCCAUCCGGUCAUGUCAAGGCACCCCAUCCUGUCAUGUCAAGGCACCCCAUCCUGUCAUGUCAAGGCACCCCAUCCUGUCAUGUCAAGGCACCCCAUCCUGUCAUGUCAAGGCACCCCAUCCUGUCAUGUCAAGGCACCCCAUCCUGUCAUGUCAAGGCACCCCAUCCUGUCAUGUCAAGGCACCCCAUCCUGUCAUGUCAAGGCACCCCAUCCUGUCAUGUCAAGGCACCCCAUCCUGUCAUGUCAAGGCACCCCAUCCUGUCAUGUCAAGGCACCCCAUCCUGUCAUGUCAAGGCACCCCAUCCUGUCUUGUCAAGGCACCCCAUCCUGUCAUGUCAAGGCACCCCAUCCUGUCAUGUCAAGGCACCCCAUCCUGUCAUGUGAAGGCAUCCCAUCCUGUCAUGUCAAGGCACCCCAUCCUGUGCACCGUGUGCCAUGCCAUGCACAUGCUCUGCAACCAUGCCACGGGACAAUAG